Messenger RNA from Xyrauchen texanus (razorback sucker), 4056 nucleotides. RefSeq names its product transmembrane protein 179Bb (gene tmem179bb). NCBI's taxonomy places the organism in Eukaryota, Metazoa, Chordata, Actinopteri, Cypriniformes, Catostomidae. The transcript is spliced from 5 exons. The coding region runs from base 574 to 1245 and encodes 223 amino acids. The record is from RefSeq and is a predicted model, not a curated record.
CAUAGUUCUCAGGGAAAAAGCAAAGUAUGCUUUGUGCUACAUCAUUAAUAUAAAAUACACCACAGUAUGCAUGCAUGCACCUAUAGUUAGCGCAAUCAUUACCUACGCCCACUUGCGCUUUGCACUGGCACGAAAAUUGAGCUUAGAAUUAUUCAGUGCACAUUCUUUGUGUGUAGCCCUGUGCUUUGAGCACUCACAAAUAUAGAGCUCCACGUCUUUUACUAUUACAAGAUGUGUGAUUCAUAUAAUAAAGUUACAGGUUUCUUAUUCUCAGAAAGAUGCAUGUAAUACAUCCAUAGCAGGUAGGUUCAAUAUUCAAAACAUUAAUUUAUGUUUUUCUUAAUGGCAUUCCAUAUACUCCAGGCUAAAUGUUUUGUCUGAGCCUGACCUCAAUGCAGUCUUUUAGUAUACCUAAUAGCAACCUUAUGAAAUUCUCUUGCCCAAUUGUCAAUUAAUUAUAAUGAAAGGCAACAUUGUUUGGAGGACAAGAUCUGCUUUAGACACCAUCCACAUUGCCACAUUAAUUUGAAGAGCAUAUGAAUGAGGCAUUCGAUUGCUUGACUCUGUGAGAGCAUGUUCAUCAUGGGACUACCCUGGCUGCUAGUUUUGGAGCUUGUCCUUUAUGCCGGCUGUUUCAUCUGUGGGGUUAUCGCUGCUGCCUGGCUGACACUCACUCAGGGCCACUUUGAUGGACAAUGCAUCCUUUAUGGCAGUGUUCUCUACAAUGAAUCCAGCCAGACUCUCACAGUGGAGGGCUCCACUUCUCCCUCUGUCUGCUAUUUUGUGUCAGCCAUAGCUGUGUGCAUGGCUAUUUACUGCUUUUCCCAUAUUCUCUACUGGAUCUAUGCCAGCUGUUUAGAUGAGGACUUAAGAAGGGGGACUGUUUCUUUCAACGCGUCUGUAGGAGUUUGUGGGCUUCUUCUAUUUUUUCUCUUGGUAUCCGGGUGUAUUCUCAAGAUUGGCAGGGACAGCUUGUGUUUCUCUGUCCUUCAUAAUGUUCCCUCCACUACCAGUUGUGAAGAUGCAGAGAAUAAGACAUGGGCCCAUCCCUACACUGGAAAUCAGUUCUACACUGGACUGCACAGUACUGAGAGGUCUUUGUGGGUGAGCUUCUUUUUCUGGGUGUUAAUUACAGCAGUGAUUGUCAUACAGAGACGCCAGAACUCACGGCUGAAGGUUUGGGGUGAUGAUGAGUGGAGCCGUGCUGAGACGGAGCCCUUCCUCCAUCGCCCUUCCCGUGCUUAGUACAUUUCCAGUGAUCACCAUCACAUGAGCUAGUUAUCAUGCAAUAGUACUUUCAGUACACAGAACUUUCACUUAGAUCACAAACAGCACCAACAUUUUUGGGUUAUUUUUGUUGCAACACCUGAAUGUUUCUCCUUGUCAAGUUUAUUCCAAAGGACAAUCAUAGCUAUUCACAUAAACAAGAUAUUAAUGUAUGAUGGAUGCAAUAAUGUAGGCCUACACAAAAUUCAACAGAUGUAUUCAAAACUAAGGCUAGGUAUCUCAACCCACCUCAAUAUACGAUACGUAUUGCGAAACACAUUACAAUUCAAUAUAUCACGAUACAUCACAAAAUCAUAAUUUGAUUCGAUCCAAUUCCGAUUCACAAGCUUUCAAUUCCAAUUCAUUUGGGUAUAUUUCAGUUACAAUGUCCAUUUUGCUUACAUACAGUAUUAAAGAAAUGAUCUUAUUUGCUAAUGCUGAAUAUCAAUGUACAUGAUAUUAAAGCACAAAUAGCAGAAUAUAAAUAUGGAUACAUGGUUCUAAAGUAUUGAUACAAUAUCAUGACAAAGUAUUUUGAUUUAUCAACAUAUAUUUGUUUGACUCAUCCCUAUUCAAAACCAUAUCAAUGAAUAUAAACCGAUCAGCCACAACAUUAAAACCACCUGCCUAAUAUUGUGUAGGUCCCCCUCGUGCCACCAAAACAACCUCAACCUGCAUCUUAGAAUAGCAUUCUGAGAUUAUAUUCUUCUCACCACAAUUGUACAAAUACCGUAGAUUUUCUCUAAUCAGCCAAUCGUGUGGCAGCAGUGCAGUGCAUAAAAUCAUUCCGAUACGGGACAGGAGCUUCAGUUAAUGUUCACAUCAACCAUCAGAAUGGGGGGAAAAUGUGAUCUCAGUGAUUUGGACCGUGGCAUGAUUGUUAGUCCCAGACAGGCUGGUUUGAGUAUUUCUGUAACUGCUGAUCUCCUGGGAUUUUCAUGCACAGUCUCUAGAAUUUACUCUGUAUGGUGCCAAAAACAAAAAACAUCCAGUGAGCAGCAGUUCUGUGGAUGGAAAUGCCUUGUUGAUGAGAGGUCAACAGAGAAUGGCCAGACUGGUUCGAACUGACGAAGUCUAUGUUAACCGCUCUGUACAACUGUGGUGAGAAGAAUAGCAUCUCAGAAUGAAGGGUUGGUCUUUUAUUGAUAUUCUUUUUCUCCCACACAAGUAAAAUGUGAACAAUUAACCUCCCUUGAAUUGUGAAGUAAUAUGUCAUUCUGUUAUUGCAAAUAGACUGUAGUAGUUACUAUAUUGGUAUGAACUUUUACAUAGUCCUUUAUAAUAAUAAAAAAGGGUUCUAUUCCCAUUGGUAACAUAUAACAUCUAAAUAUUAAAAUUAUACUGUAUGCGAAGGGUUUUUUUUAUUGUUUCUUGCAAAAUAAUGAAAGUUAUAUUUGUUCACUUAUACUGGUCUUGUACAAAUGUUGUGGAGAAAUUAGAGGAUUAAAAGAAAACAACAGAUCAGUUUAAAUUAUUGUACAGAAUACAUCUUUAACUGAAAAUGUUUCAUCCUGUCACUUAUCUACUCGUUGAAUUCUGAUGGCUCUAAAUACAGACAAUCUUUUAAUCACAUCUUGACUCAAAGUUGCUUGCUGAGUUUACGGGCCUGCCUCUCUUUGGCUUCAAACGCCACCUUGGUGUCCAUCAAAGCUUCAAACGAUCUGUGCAUCCCUGCCAUGUCUUGUUGAAGCACAGCACUUUGCCCAUGUAGACUCUGGCUUUCAUUUCUCAGCUGCUGAGCUAGAGCAGCCAAUUGGACACUCUCCUCCUGACACUGAGUGUGCAGCUGUAUGGCCUGAGAGAGCAAGUGCUCAGCAUGAUUCACCAUCAAGUCCAGCUGGUCCUUUGACAUCCUGUGGCUUUCCAAUUCACAGCUGCUCUAUGCAUUCAUAUUGGUUGAUGGAGCAUAAAAGAUGCAGGAUAUCAGAAAGUCUAAUAACAUUUGCCAUAAAGUCUAAUAACAUUUGACACUGUUGAAAUGACCAUAGACCAGCUGAAUCAUUAAUUGAAAUAAUUUUACACUUCUGCAAAGCAUAUUUCAAUAAAUCUAAUCGAAGUCUAUUGCCAGGAAUCAUUUGUAUAUAAACUUACAUGCAUAAACGUGUAUCCAAAUUUACAUUAGAGCAAUUUAAACAAGUUAUUCUGAUUUUACAGAUUUCUUAGACUGUAAAAAAGUUUCAGAGGAAUGCAGAGAUUUCGCAGCACAUAAGUAUUUUAAAGUGUUGUUGUGUUCUCAUUACUGUCACAAGCACAACAUGCUCUGUAGUCUCUUGUGACCUAAAUCUCUGAUGGCAGCACUAGUCUGAAUCAUCAGGCUCAAGAGGUAACAAGCUGCUUACUGAAAAGCUUACCUCAGCGCCUUUCUUCAUUACGAACACUAUCAAUUCCCUUCUGUAUAAGAUAUCAUUUAUUUUGCUGUUGAAUAUACCCUUCUUUUUAUUUUAAAGCAACAACUGUAUUUCUAGAGAUAGCAAUGGUUGGAAUGCAGUGCUAAUUGGAAGAGGAUGACUAAUAGGCAACUAUUAAUAACAGGAUUCUCUGUCUAGCAAUAACAGUUUAAUGAACCAUGAUAUAAAAUGGUCAUCUGGCUAUGUCCAUAUUUAAAAUUGUUGUCUAAUUCAUGUAGUUUAAUAGUAUAGUGUAUUCAGUAGUGUAUUGCUCAAUGUUGUAAAUGAUUGAAUGUUUGUGAAGUGAAUGCAUGGUUUAGAUGUUUGACUUACCAACUUAAACAGCAGACUAGUAUGUCCUUUUUAUUUCCACCGCACAGACACAAUAAAUGUUCCAAUUGGC